UUGAUGGCAACGGGUGAAGGGGCCGGAGAGCCAUCUCGCUCUUUGUGGUUUGGGAGUAAAGGCGGGAAUCGAGGGAGGGAGAGGGAAAAGGCAAGGAGAGAGCGGCGUCGCUUUUCCUGAAGAGGCCAUGCCCUGACUCAUUCUUACAGGAGAGUCAGAAAAAGUGGUGAUGCAUUUCCAGUCUCCUGAUUUCCUCUUGCUGCUUUUGCAAUGAUCAAAUGCUUGCCUGAAGAAGUACAAGCCACUUUGCGGUCUGGAGUGGCCAUCAGCUCCUUGGGCCAGUGUGCUGAGGAGCUUGUCUUCAACAGUAUAGAUGCUAAAGCUACCUGCGUGGCUGUUAGAGUCGACUUGGAAACCUUUAAGGUCCAGGUGGUGGAUAAUGGCUGUGGUAUGGGAAGAGAAGAUAUCAGCAAGAUCGGGAAUAGAUAUUUUACUAGUAAGUGCGGUUCAUUGGAAGACCUGGAAAAUUUACGUUUUUAUGGUUUCCGUGGAGAAGCUUUGGCAAGCAUUGCAAACAUUGCCAGUAUCUUGGAAAUAUCAUCCAAAACGAGAAAAACAGCAACCAGUUUCUUGAAAAUGUUUCACAAUGGGAAAGGACUUGAAGUCUCUGAAACAGAAAUGAAUAGACCAUGUGCUGGAACAACUGUGACAGUAUACAACUUAUUCUAUAACUUACCUGUGCGGAGAAAGUGCAUGAACUCUAGUCUGGAACUGGAGAGAAUGAGGCAUAAAAUAGAGGCUAUUUCACUUAUCCAUCCUUCUGUCUCCUUUUCUUUAAGGAAUGAUACCGCCUGUUCCAUGGUGCUUCAGCUGUCCAAAACAAAAGACUUGUGCUCCCGGUUUUCUCAGAUUUAUAGUCUAAGCAAAUCACAGAAAUUGCGAGAAGUGAAAUAUAAAUCUGGAGGAUUUGAAAUCUAUGGUUUUAUCAGUACUGAAGGGCAUUACAAUAAAAAUAUUCAGUUUUUAUAUGUAAAUAAUAGACUGAUAUUAAAAACAAGGCUGCAUAAACUUAUUGAUUUUUUACUAAGAAAACAGAGUACUAUAUGUAAGACAAAAAAUGGAUCGUUGCAGUCAAGUCCUGCUCGUCACCGUUCUGGCUCAGAAGCCUAUGGAGUCUUUGUUAUCAAUGUGAAGUGUCAGUAUGAUGAAUACGAUGUGUGUUUGGAACCUGCAAAAACUCUAAUAGAGUUUCGCAAUUGGGCUGCUCUCCUAACUUGCGUUGAGGAAGGAAUAAAAGCAUUCUUGAAGCAAGAACAUCUAUAUAAUGAGCCGUCUGGCGAAGAUAUUAAAGAGUUUAAUGAAAACAAUGGAUUUUGUUUGACUAAUACUGCAGCUUUAGAGACAUGUAUCACAGAGGAGAAGGACAGGAAGGAGAGUUUUAAGAGAGCCUGUGAUAAUAUUGUGGAUUCUUAUGAAAUGUUUAAUCUGCAGUCAAAAUCUGUCAAAAGGAAAAUAGCUCUUGCAAAAACAUCAUCAGAUCACACAGAAUCUGUUCGCAAUGUGGGGAGAGUAGAUAUUUGUCCAGAUUUAACUGUUAGCAAUGAACCUAUUGAACUUAGAAGCAGUAAAGUAGACAAUCUUUUGACUAAUAAAAAUGGAACCACACCAGAUCUCCCUGAAUUGAAUAAUCAACAGGAAGAGUCAGGCAGGUCUGUUAAACCACGGAUUGAAGUAGAUAGUUUCAGGUCUCCAAAAGAACAUAGUGGGCAGGAUAGAUCAGUUGUGUUAGAAACAGACAAACAUACCAGUACCUCACUUUGCACUGAAAAAUGUGGUAAAGAUCAAAUUAAUCAACAAAAUAAAGUAUUUCAGAGAAAUGAGCUGAACUCUGCCAUAGUAGAACAUGUAAAAAUGGUGGGAGAUGUUAAUAAGUUUAUUUUGGAACAUGGUAUGAAAGAAAAAUACCAGGCAGUGAAAGAGGGCAGAGAACCUUCUAGAAGAUCCAAUACUAAUAGAGUAGAAGUAAUGGAAGGGAGACCGAUGAAGCUGUGUUCCACUGGCCUUGUAACACACUUGGUACAAAAUCAGAAAACACAUAACUCAAUGGAAAGAAACAAUCUUUUGAGCAGACAGUCUAAAUUAGGGCCACUAAGUGCAAAAGAUAUAUUUGAAAAUAGACUAGGAUUUUUGGCACAGAUUCCAAAUAGUCAACAACAUUUAAAAAUAACAAAUACAGAAAGUACUAAUGCGUGCAUAUCAGAGCUAAAGAAUAAUGUAUCUUCAAUUCUUGUAGAUGAUAGUAUGGACUUUGGGCCAUCAUACAAUGAAGAAUUUAGUUCUGUGAGUUCUUCAGGUUCAGUUCAUAUAUCUAGUACAACUAAGCAUAGGCAAAUGACUGAACGUUCACUUAAGCCAAGAUCCUCUGGUUUUACAAAAUUAAGCUUGCAUCGAAAGCUGGGCUCAUUGGAUAGAUUUAAGAGACAUUAUGGAAAUAUAAAAAGCACGUCACCAAUACCUGAUGUGGAAAAGAGGAAUGAGGACGAGGUACCAGUCUGUUACAGGUCUCUUCAUGAUGAGACUACAGAUAAUCAAAAUUUCAGCAUUUGUGAAGGUCCUAGCAAGCAUGCUGUUUCCAGUAAUGGUGUCCGUGAUUGCUUGCUUUCCUUUAAGAAGUCUCAGUAUUGCAUGGGAAAAAAGAUAUUAAGUGAAAAAGCUUUAAAUAUAAGUCCUAUAAAACUGACAGAUUCCUUGCAAAUCGGAAAGAAAAAUAUUUCUGACACUCUGGUAACAGGAACACUUGCUUUUAAAUUAUCUCAAAUGAAGAAAAGUCUUAAAAGGCCCACAGGGUCACUUUUAGAAGUAUCUCAAGCAUGCUCAAUUCAAAAUGAUGAAGACAGAUGGAAACUGUCAACACAAAAUAAUAUUUUGCAGCAAGUUUGCCAAAUUCCUCAGUUUUCCCUAGAAGAACAGACAAAGAGUUGCUCUUUUGCCUCAACUGCUGCACAACUUAAUGUCAUGGAAAGCCCAAGUAGAAGAUCAGAGGAUGCUGAAGAUACUUCGAGAUGUAAUUUCAUUGACACCGAUGGAGAAUAUAUGGUCUCACCAAACAGAAGUUUAACUAGUAUUAAUAGAGAGUUGGAUUCUGGAGCUUCCUAUGAAGCUAAAGGUAUUAUGAAUGAAUCUACAAAGCAAGCUGUGAAAUCCUAUGACUCUCAGUGUAUCACUGUGUCCAGGAACUUAGAAAAUGCCACAGAUGAUCCAAAUGUAUACGAUAGUAAGACAUCACAAACACAAAAUUCUGAGUGGUUGAACCAGUUUGAUGCAUCAUUGGGCAAGACAGUAUACAUCAACCCAGUGACUGGACUCAGCACCUAUAAUGCUCCUCCCAAUGGGGACUCUCAAGCAGUAUGUACCAAGGAUAUAAGUACAAUGGCUGUAAAUGUCAUUGAGAAUAAUGGGUUUCAGUGCAGAUGCCACCCCUUUAGAAGUGAGCUUGUUAUGCCCUUCCUUCCAAGACCUCAGAAUGAGAGGAAUUUUGCAAGCCAAGAUUUCAGAGAUACUCCAGGAGAAUCUCUUCAGUCCCUGUUUUCAGAAUGGGAUAAUCCUGUUUUUGCUCACUGCCCAGAGCUAGCUGUUAAUGUGAGCAAUGGAGAGGCUGAUAAUCUUGCUGUGAAAAUCCAUAACAUCAUGUAUCCUUAUCGGUUCACCAAGAACAUGAUUGAUUCAAUGCAGGUUCUUAAUCAAGUGGACAAUAAAUUUAUUGCUUGUUUAAUCAACACAGAUGAAAAUGAAGAAGCAGUUCUCCAUGGAAACCUUCUUGUGCUUGUGGAUCAGCAUGCUGCUCAUGAGCGUGUCCGCCUUGAGCAACUAAUCACAGAUUCCUAUGAGAAGCAGUCUGAAACAUCGGGCAGGAAGAAAUUAUUAGCAUCCACUGUAUGUCCCCCCUUGGAGAUUGAGAUUACAGAAGAUCACCGGAGACUCUUGCGGUGCUGCCACAAAGGUCUGGAGGACCUAGGUCUUGAAUUAUUCUUUCCAGAGAACCAGCCUUCUCAGAUCCUUGUUGGGAAAGUGCCACUGUGUUUUGUGGAGAGAGAGGCCAAUGAAUUGCGCCGUGGAAGGCAGACAGUGGCAAAGAACAUUGUGCAGGAAUUCAUUCAAGAGCAAGCUGAGCUACUGCAAACAACAGGAGGAGCACAGGGAACAUUGCCACUGACAGUUUUGAAGGUACUUGCAUCCCAGGCUUGUCAUGGUGCUAUUAAGUUCAAUGACAACUUGACUUUUGAGGAUUGCUGCCGUCUUAUGGAGUCUUUGUCUUGCUGUCAGUUACCCUUCCAAUGUGCUCAUGGCAGACCCUCAAUGCUGCCUCUUGCGGAUGUAGAUCAUCUCCACCAGGAAAGCCAGGUGAGCCAGUGUGAAACUUGUCUAGGCAUAACCUGUUUUCUCCAUCACAGAUUUAAUGAGUUAUCUGUGUCUGCUUUUGGAGAUAGAUAUAUGAGAUAUAUAUAUACAUUGGAAACGGUUGUAUUUAUCUGUGAAAUACAACUAUUUUUCCAGUAGUGAAACAGGUGCAGUAAUGGGGCUGAUUCUUUUUCUAAAUUUAUUCAUUGUUAUAUACUAAUGUACAAUCACUUAGAAUUUGGGAUGGUGAACAAAGAUCACAUAAUAAAAUCAUCUGGGGUUUGAAUUGAUCAGAUCUAUACAGUAUCAUUGUAGACUUGUACACAACGUAGGUGCAUCUGAAAUUUUGGGCAAAGGAUUUUUUAUGGGUGCACUUCUGACCAUCUAUAAGUUAUACCUGAGUAUAAGGCGACCAAAAUCAUUUAUUGUUGUGUGUGUGUGUGUAUACACACACAGAUACUCUUCCUUUGAAUACAGUUAGUACUAGAAGUUUAUAGGCAAAAUGACUUGAUUGUUUUAAAGUAAGUGUCAUCUGGUCAUUAAUAUUUUAUUUUAUCCAGCCUAAACCUAACCUGGCCAAACUAAGGAGAAUGGUUAAAGCCUGGCAACAUUUUGGGAAAGAAAACAGUUCUGAGAAAACAUGAGACAGAUCUAACUUCAUUUAACACUGGUGUCACCAAACUGGUUGUGUUUGUACCAAUAUCUUUGGCACAUCGUUUGCUAUGAAAGCAAGCAUAAUGAGGAACUCCAGCAUUUUGAAAGCAGCAGAGAUCAGUGCUUCUCAAAUUCUUGAAAGAGUCUUGAGUAGUCUGUCUCAGGUCUGUUCUCGUAAAGAAAUUAGAAAAGAUUCGACCUGCACUAGAACUGUGUGUAUUUGCCUUUGAAAAACCGUUGUUAACACUCUCACCUAUUAUACUUGAAACUGGAAUAAGCAGUAACUAUGGAUUAAUUGAUUUCACAUAGAUGUAACAGUUGAUCAGUAUGAGGUAUGGAUUAUAUUUAAAUGCUGAUUAGUAACUGGGAAACUAGCAUAGAAAAGAGCUUCUAAUCAAAUUGGUAUAAAAAGCCAAAAGGAUCGUCAAUCUGAAUGCUUAUUCAAUGCUGCCAUCUCGUAGUAUGUAUUUUCUUAGCUUGCCUUAAAGUAUAAAGUAACCUCAAAAGUUACUGCAAGCAAAGUAAUAUUUGAUGGUACUUUAUAUUUCCAGGCAAGAUUCCAAUUUCCAUGUUAUAGCGGCAGUUGGGCUUGAACAGCUGACCUCUAGGUUUCUUAUCACUUGCUUUUGUAAGCAAAGUAAAUGAAUCAAAGAACUGUGUCCCCACAAUGAAUUUGCCAUAUGAAUUCAAGCAAUUUUUUCUAUAUUUAGGCCAUCACUAAAUUAUGGUCUUUGUACAUGUUAAUGUGGUGCUGCUCGGCUAGAACAUUCUCAGGAAUAAAUUAUUCUAUUUAAUACAGUUGACAGAACAGUUUUGCCUGUAGAAAUAAACAUGGGUCAAAGCAAUCUUUUUCAAAUAUAGUAAGAACAUGCUUCUUCA
Anolis carolinensis (green anole) is the source of this 5871-nucleotide messenger RNA. RefSeq names its product mutL homolog 3 (gene mlh3). The transcript is spliced from 12 exons. The record is from RefSeq and is a predicted model, not a curated record. Bases 211 to 4497 code for a protein of 1428 amino acids. Gene Ontology annotation, molecular function: mismatched DNA binding; ATP hydrolysis activity; ATP-dependent DNA damage sensor activity. Gene Ontology annotation, cellular component: mismatch repair complex. NCBI's taxonomy places the organism in Eukaryota, Metazoa, Chordata, Lepidosauria, Squamata, Anolidae. Gene Ontology annotation, biological process: mismatch repair.